Didymella exigua CBS 183.55 is the source of this 1405-nucleotide messenger RNA. RefSeq lists its product as uncharacterized. The record is from RefSeq and is a predicted model, not a curated record. The transcript has 2 exons. The coding region runs from base 350 to 1102 and encodes 250 amino acids. Lineage: Eukaryota; Fungi; Ascomycota; Dothideomycetes; Pleosporales; Didymellaceae.
AAAAUCUCCUGGAGGCUUGGGGCGGCGGCCACCGAGCCGCGCCCUGCACAUCCAUUAGCCUCAUGUCUUGCGCUCACCACAGGCACCGAGCUAUAAAUCCCCUACAACGCUUACUAGCUGCACUCAUCUCGCCAACGCCGAAUAGCAGCACGGGGUCCCUCCGCACAUCUACUUCGCUGUCGUCAUUGACUCCCUUUCUGAGUAUUGCACGUGGACCCUGAGACUCUAAACUCCAGCUCCUGCCCGGAACACUAGCUACAGCUUGACGAUCCGUCUCUCGGGUUUUGCGACUGUUACAGUAAGCCUGUAGUCCCUUUCGCUCUCCAUUCGCACUCCAUUCGCUCUGACCAUGGCGAACCUUCCUGGGUUCACCACCAAUUUUCCUGCCGGCUAUCCUACCAUCCCACGGGCCUCGAAUUUCGCCGGCGGUGCAAGCAACACGUCGUCAACAGAGUCCCCAUCAGGCCAGAAUGCAACCGCUGCGCCGCAAUUCGACAUCUUCGACUGGCAUCCUGCGUACCAGAGCUGCCAGCGCUACUUUCUCGACCAUGCCCAGCACGACAACACAGUCCAGGUCGUAUCUGCGCUCAUCAACAUCUGCCUCCCGUUCCAAUGGACGUCCCAUCCUAUUCUGAGUUCGGCAGGCCCGCUUCAACACUCAUCUGGUCCUGCAGCAUAUACACAGUCGUGGCCCCGUCAAGGCCCCGUCCUCAACUCAAAAGGCCAGCCAACACCGGCAUGGGUGUCGCUGAUACCAUUCAUCAGGCGGCUGGUCAUCACGGGAAUGGAUCAGGCGGCGGUCAUGCAUGGGUUCUUCGGCGACGACUGGAAGAAAGGGGUGGGUCCAGUGCACGAGUGCGAGAGGCGGAACUAUCUGUUUGCAGCCAAGAGUGUCGGGUGGGCGAAAGUCAAGUGUCAAUAUGAUAUGUCUCCGCACGAGUCGGUCCCGUUCAUGAAGCCCCUCCAAGACGUCCAGCUGGCGGAAAUCGAGGGUGCUGAGAAGACCUGGAGUCAGUGGCUCGCAAUGGAAGAUUGGAUGGUGGGGCCGCGGGCACCAGAUGCGGAUGAUCGGUUUCCAGAUGCUCGGCGCCGUGGAUCCUGAGAGAAUCAGAUUUAGUGGAUGGCGUUGCAUGGUGUAUGGGAACUGUCAGGGUUAACAGCUUCGCCGUGGGCGGGGGGAGGCGCCAGGGCGGAAGGAAUUACAGGGGCCAGGGUUUAGCGACGAUGCACCUGUGAGCUGCAGCUGCGAUUUGAGUUGGCGUUACUUUUGGGUAUCUGAUGUAAUAUUGUGGGUACGACGAAUAAUGCACGCCGACAUGUCCUAGGCGGAAAGCCUGCGCGAUUCGAAAGAAGCAACCACAUGUACCAUACAGCGCCUUGUCCAUACAAUGCCACAAGUCCCGCA